Molecule: messenger RNA, 1698 nt
Organism: Calliphora vicina (urban bluebottle blowfly)
Lineage: Eukaryota; Metazoa; Arthropoda; Insecta; Diptera; Calliphoridae
Product: juvenile hormone esterase-like
Exons: 4
Coding region: 1-1698 (565 amino acids)
Molecular function (GO): serine hydrolase activity
Source: RefSeq, a predicted model, not a curated record
AUGUGGUUAAAGUUAAAAAUAAUCCUGUUAAUAUGUGUGAUUCUGGUGAAAAGUAAUGAGGAAUUAAAAGUUUGCCUAAACAACUUGGGUUGUAUUAUGGGCACCGAAAAGCCUGGAUAUAAUGGUGGUGACUUUCUGGCAUUUCUGGGAGUACCGUAUGCCAAACCACCCAUAGGUGACUUAAGAUUUCGUAAUCCAGAGCCGAUUGAAUCGUGGCAAGGCGUUUUGUCGGCCGUAGAAGCAAAGCCCGACUGUAAACAGAGAAAUUAUUUAAUACACCAUUGGCCCAUUGUGGGCGAUGAGGAUUGUUUGUAUAUGAAUAUUUAUAGACCCAAAGGUGUCAUUGAAAAACCAUUGCCGGUUAUAUUUUACAUUUAUGGUGGUGGAUUUUUCAGUGGUUCUUCGAAUCCCGCUGUUAUAGGUCCGGAGUAUUUUAUGGAUACGGCUGAAGUGUUGGUGGUGGUGAUUACCUAUCGCUUGGGUCCUUUUGGUUUCUUAAGUUCUGGUUGUGGUGAAAUGCCGGGUAAUUUUGGUUUGAAAGACCAAUUGUUGGCCUUGAAAUGGGUUAAUGAACAUAUUGCUGCGUUUGGUGGCGAUCCCAAUGAAAUUACGUUAUUUGGCCAUAGUGCUGGUGCCAGUGCGGCACAUUUUCAUAUGAUUAAUCCCAAAACUAAAGAUCUUUUCAAACAAGCCAUAUUAAGUAGCGGUAACGUCUUGGCUCCCUAUGUGGGUAUCGUGGAUAAGCCGUUGGAACAAAUGCAUACCAUAGCCCAUGCACUAGGUAUCGAUGCAGAGCUGACACAAAACACCAAAGAUCUGGUCGAUAAACUACGAACCCUAGAUGCCGAUACCAUACUUCAUGCUGGGGACUCUUUGAAAUUUUGGUUCAAUCAUAUACUUUUCAACUUUGGACCAGUUAUAGAAGAUGCCACCGAAACAAAUUCCUAUUUAAUAGAACAUCCCUACGAAACCAUACGCCAUGGAAAUUAUGAUUUAAAACCCUGGUUUACGGGUUUGGUAUCGUACAAAGGAGAAGGUGCACCUAUAUCUCUAAACAUUUACGAUAAUCUGACUUUGAGAGCUGAAUUGAAUGAAAAUUUUGACGAGAAAAUGAUGAAGUUGUUAGAUAUAAAAAGUGAAGAGAAAUUUAAUGGAUUUAUUGAGGAAUAUAUGGAGGGAGUUCAUGAGCUAAAUACGAAUACCGGUGAUGGUUUUUUGGAAUUGUUUAGUGAUUAUUAUUUUUAUUAUCCUGUUUAUAACACUCUAAAGCAUUAUUUCGAUUAUGCUGAUGUCACUAAGGGUCCAGUGUAUAUUUAUAAAUUUUCGUAUCAUGGACCUCAUACUUAUGUACCGGUUUAUACCGGAGGUUCUACAAAUCGUUAUGAUGUUGUGCAUUUUGAUGAUUUACUUUAUCAAUUUCGUCAAUCCGCCCUGUUUCCCGACUUUGAGAAGGAAUCCAUUGAUGCUAAACUGUCGAAGGAGUUUGUGGAUAUUUUGUUGGGAUUUGUUAAAACUGGCAAACCCUUGCAUUAUGACGAUGUUGGUUCCUGUACCAUGGAGCAGUUUAUAACAUCUGGGCCAAAAGGAAUGUGCAAUUAUUUGGAAUUCGCCAAUUCGGAUGAUGGUUAUAAACGUGUGGUGAAUAAAUCAUUCCAUGUCGAUCGUAUGAAAUUAUGGGAUGAAGUAAUGAAAUAUUAA